GUAAUAUUGACUAUACUGGUAUAAUCGAUAAGAGAUUGAGUGUUUCAAUUAGCAGGUUGAUUGAUUGAGGUUUUGUUUUUGGAUUGAUUGGAUUGUUUUUUUUUCUUUUUUGGCAAUAAAGUCGGUUUUAGCAUAAUUUUCUAAUAUUAAGAUAGAAUAAAUCUAAUCAACAAUUAAUCAAUUUUUCAUUUGAAGGAAUGGAAAAAGGAAGGUUAUACCACUGUGAUGUUUGUUCAUCCGAUUGCACCAAUCGUAUACGAAUUCAGUGUGCAAUUUGCGCAGAUUAUGAUUUAUGUGUACCAUGUUUUGCAGCAGGUUCUAUUUCUGGUGAUCAUAAACCAUGGCAUGAUUAUAAGAUUAUUGAGCAAAAUACAUAUCCAAUUUUCGAUAAGGAAUGGGGUGCUGAUGAAGAGUUGCUUUUGAUUCAAGGCUGUGAAACGUUUGGAUUGGGUAAUUGGGCUGAUAUAGCUGAUCAUAUUGGUAAUAGAUCAAAGGAGGAAGUUGCUAAGCAUUAUUAUGAUAUUUAUUUAAAUUCAAAAGAUUACCCCUUGCCGGAAAUGGAUAAAGAUUUUGAUGAUAUUCAUCCAUUAGAAUUUUUGCAACAACGUAAAAAUCGUUUGGAAAGACGUAAAAAUCAACCAUUACCACCUCCCAAGACUAAGCCUGACUCUUCGGUUCCAUUAUGUCACGAAAUUCAAGGUUAUAUGCCUGGUAGAUUGGAAUUCGAUCACGAAGCUGAAAAUGAUGCUGAAGUUCCAGUUAAAGAUUUAAUUUUUGAUCCAGAAGAUUCACAAGGUGAUAUUGAAUUAAAAUUAACUAUACUUGAUAUUUAUAAUUCUAGAUUAACCACUAGAGCUGAACGUAAAAGGGUUAUGAUUCUUAAUAACUUAUUGGAUUAUAGGAAAAAUAUUAGUAAUGAUAAAAGAAAAUCAAAGGAAGAAAAAGAAUUAUUGAAAAAAAUUAAUGCAAUGAUAAGAAUUUUAACCCCCCAGGAUUUUGAGGAAUUUUCUAAAAAUUUACUUACGGAAUUGAAAUGUCGUCUACGUAUUCAACAAUUACAAAGUUGGAGAAUCAAUGGUAUUACCACCAUUGAAGAUGGUAAUAAAUUCGAAAAGGAUAAACUAAUAAGACAAGCUCAUUAUCAAAGAAUGGGUAAUGGCUCUGCUUUGAAUGCUAGAAACGCUACCUCAACUCCAAUGAAUGGUCUGAUAUCGGGUAUGGGUCGUAAAAUGGGAGCUCAUUCUCCUCAACCAUCGAUGGAUUUCAAACCAAAAAUCAAUACAAGUUCUACUAAUCGUGCACCUUUGGAUAUAAGUCGUGCUGCUGAUUUCGACUUAUUAUCAAAUGAAGAAAAACAAUUAUGUGCAACUUUAAGAAUCUUACCCAAACCCUACCUUGCAAUUAAAAAUCAAUUAAUGAAAGAAGCCGUGAAAAAUAACGGUAUCUUGAAAAAGAAAGAUGCCAGACAAUCUCUUAAAAUUGACGUCAAUAAAGCUUCAAAAAUUUACGAAUUCUUUGUGCAAAUGGGUUGGUGUUCUCAAGGUUAGUGCACCUAUUCUCUACGAUAUACUUAUGACUUUCAUUUCAUAUAUAGACUUCCUUUUUUAAUAUUUCGCUUUCUCUUUUUUUU
Messenger RNA from Hyphopichia burtonii NRRL Y-1933, 1630 nucleotides. It is a transcript of the gene ADA2, whose product is annotated as chromatin-binding transcription regulator. The transcript has a single exon. Gene Ontology annotation, biological process: regulation of transcription by RNA polymerase II; chromatin remodeling. Gene Ontology annotation, molecular function: zinc ion binding; chromatin binding; protein binding. Lineage: Eukaryota; Fungi; Ascomycota; Pichiomycetes; Serinales; Debaryomycetaceae. Bases 198 to 1547 code for a protein of 449 amino acids. Gene Ontology annotation, cellular component: SAGA-type complex; nucleus. The record is from RefSeq and is a predicted model, not a curated record.